Molecule: messenger RNA, 913 nt
Organism: Cloeon dipterum
Lineage: Eukaryota; Metazoa; Arthropoda; Insecta; Ephemeroptera; Baetidae
Product: selenoprotein S B-like
Exons: 5
Coding region: 78-668 (196 amino acids)
Biological process (GO): retrograde protein transport, ER to cytosol; endoplasmic reticulum unfolded protein response
Cellular component (GO): Derlin-1 retrotranslocation complex; Derlin-1-VIMP complex; endoplasmic reticulum membrane
Source: RefSeq, a predicted model, not a curated record
ACGCAACAAACACACAGACAGACGGCACCUUUCGCUAGCACAGUGACAGUGAUUCUGCAUUAAUAUUCCACCUGACAAUGGGGUCUCAGGGCGAAGAAAGUGUCCACCCUGAAGUUUUGCAGCAAGAAGAACCGGAAAUUGUAACCACCAUAUUAGAUGGAGUGGCCUCAAUCAUGCAGAUUUACGGAUGGUACAUAUUCGUGGGCAUAGCUGUUGGUAUUUUGGCGUGGCACAAAUGGCUGAGGCAAAAGUACUGGAACUGGCAGAGAGAAAAGGACGAGCGAGAGUACGCUGCGAAAUAUCACAAAAACCCUGACAUUGGAGUUGGUAGAUUUCGAGAAGAAGCAAUGUUGACUGCACGCAGGAAGCAGCAAGAAGAGUUGGCCAGAGCCUCGGCUCUGUACGCGGAACAGGAAAAGGAAAGACAGGAAGAACUAGAAAGACUGAAACUGGAGAACAAUCUACAGCGCAAUCUUGGCAUUAAUCCUGGUCGCAGGCUGGGCAACACUUUGGACAGCAAUGCAGAUGAGGUUAUGGCCAAUGCUGAGCUCAUGAAGAAAGGCCGUGCUUUCAAGAAAGAAUACAAUCCUCUUGAUGGAGGAAGUGGAGGAGCUGGAUACAGGGCUCCCAAGAAAGGUUGUCCUGGAGGUGGCUGUGGUCGCAAGUGAACAAGUAUAGUGUGAAAAGAAUUUAUCUAAUAUAUGUCUUUUCUAAUUCAAUAAUAAAUUGUUUGUACAGUCAAGAUUUUUUCACGUAAUUUGAAUGAAUUAAAUCAUUGACUAAAAUUUUUGAUAUAAUUAGUGAGAUUAUUCAAACAUCUGGAAAAAGUCUUUAAUUAUUUUUUAGUGUUACGAAGUAAAUGAGUGUUACAGACCACAAAAAUUUUAUAUUAAAAAAGGGAAACGCCAUACUA